UAAAAGCCUCAAAUCCUCAUUUACCAACGUGCAGUACCAGUCACCGCCGUAGGUGGCGUUCUGUUUCCCAGCAUGCAUUGUAGGAACCCUGCGUCAGAUAAACGCCGCCAUGCCGAAGUACUUCUGUGACUACUGUGACACAUACCUCACACACGACUCACCGUCGGUGAGAAAAACCCACUGCAAUGGCAGAAAGCACAAGGAGAAUGUGAGAGUGUACUACCAGAAAUGGAUGGAGGAACAGGCACAGCAGCUCAUCGACCAGACAACGGCUGCCUUCCAGGCGGGGAAAAUCCCAAACAACCCUUUCCCUAACGCCGCCGGGCAGGUGGGCAACGAACCAGGGGCUAAGGUUCUGCCCCCGGCUAUUCUGCAAGCCGCUGCAUUCCAGGCGGGCAAGAUCGCCAGCAACCCCUUCCCCACCAGCCAGGCCGGACCAGGGCCCCAGGGAGGGGGCACCAUGAUCCCCCCACCCCCCAGCCUUCAGGGCCCUGGGGGCCCGGGUAGCGCGCCUGCCCCGCCCCGCAUGCCCGGGCCGCUACUCAUGACGCCACCGCCGGGAGCUGCCGCACCGGGAAUGGCGCCACCUGGCGCUCCAAUUUGGCUUGUGCGUCACAAGACUGGAAUGAUUGCAAAACCCGAAGCCUUGCCUCAGCCUGCCAGAGGACCCAUUUUAUUGGUGCCAGCCGGAGCCGUCAGACCUCAGAUGUCGGUAGGAGCGGUCAUGGGGCCCAGAUUAUGUAAGCAUUCCUACCAUAUUAACAAGGCCCUUUUCUUAAUUAAAAUUCAUACCCUACAAAAGGCCACUCAAAGUCAACUAGUUGUUUAUAAGACUGUUGAAAAAUCUAAAUAAGCACAGGAAAAAAGU
Branchiostoma floridae (Florida lancelet) is the source of this 868-nucleotide messenger RNA. Its product is annotated as U1 small nuclear ribonucleoprotein C. The transcript is spliced from 9 exons. Bases 110 to 853 code for a protein of 247 amino acids. Gene Ontology annotation, cellular component: nucleus; U1 snRNP. Gene Ontology annotation, molecular function: pre-mRNA 5'-splice site binding; zinc ion binding. Gene Ontology annotation, biological process: mRNA 5'-splice site recognition; spliceosomal snRNP assembly; mRNA splicing, via spliceosome. The record is from RefSeq and is a predicted model, not a curated record. NCBI's taxonomy places the organism in Eukaryota, Metazoa, Chordata, Leptocardii, Amphioxiformes, Branchiostomatidae.